AAAUUAAAUAUGCUGCGUAUAACCAAAGACAGUAGUUUCCACAGUGUGAGGAGCCUAUGUUCUCAGCUUUGAAAAUGCAUGACUCACUGAAUGUCUGUGUCCUUCAUCUUAAAAUGUUGUCUCGGUCAUUUAAAUGAUGAAAGGUUGAGAGCUGUACCUCUGGUGUAAGUCACAUUGCUGUGCUCAUAUGUGUAGAUUCUUCCCCUUCUCCAGAUAUUCUGAUCUUUUCUAGUGUGUGACCAUAUUUUUGGAAUGGAAAAAUGACUAAUUAACCACAAGAAGCAGUAUUUAUGGCCACUACCCUCAAUCUUGGGAACAAAACUGAAAUGGAUGUCAGCACAAACGUAAGUAUGGGUAACUCUGCUGCAAAAAGUGAAGCCAAGAAUACAGCUGAUCUUCCACAUGUGAAGGUAGAAGACAAUGUCUAUGAUGAACGUCACAUACAGAUACCAAACUCAGAUGCUGAGAAUUGUUUGAUCCAGGAUGCCUGCAUUGAGAAAGCUGCAGCCAUGGAUGGCAGUACUUUUGUGAACAGUGCUGAGCAGUCAGUAGAUUCUGCAGGACCAGAUCUGGAACGACAACAGAAACGAUGUCACUUAAUCACAUGUCCUCCUCAAGGGUUCCUUGCUAGUGUUGUCACAAAGGUUGUCAUGAUACUGCUGGUAUGGGGAGUGGUUUGGUCCAUAACUGGUGCAGAAUGUCAACCUGGGGGGAAUCUGUUUGGAAUUUUGUUUCUUUUGUUGUGUGCCGUGGUUGGAGGAAAACUCCUUGGAUUAAUCAAGAUACCCACACUGCCUCCCCUACCACCACUUUUAGGCAUGCUUCUUGCUGGCUUUCUUCUCAGAAAUGUGCCUGUUAUCAGAGAUGCUACCUAUAUAAAACAUCAGUGGUCAUCUGCAUUGAGAAAUCUUGCCUUGGUUAUUAUACUUGUUCGGGCUGGACUGGGCCUUGACCCAAAGGCACUGCGGAAGUUAAAGGCAGUCUGUGUACGGUUGUCUCUUGGACCUUGUUGUGUUGAAGCAUGUGCAGCUGCAGUUCUCGCUCAUUUCCUUCUUGGUAUGCCAUGGAUUUGGGGUUUCAUCUUAGGGUUUGUUCUAGGAGCAGUCUCUCCUGCUGUAGUGGUCCCAUCAAUGCUUAUUCUACAGAAAGAAGGAUUUGGUGUGGAAAAAGGUGUCCCGACGCUACUCAUGGCUGCAGGCAGUUUUGACGAUGUCCUUGCUAUUACAGGCUUCAAUACAUGCCUUGGUGUGGCCUUUUCUUCAGGUUCUACUCUUAACAACAUUCUUAGGGGUGUCUUGGAAGUACUAAUCGGUGUGGCAGCUGGAGCCAUUACAGGGUUCUUUCUCCGAUUCUUUCCAAGCAAAGAUCAAAAGAGCCUUUCUAUGAAAAGAGCAUAUCUCAUCUUAGGCCUUUCUGUGUUUGCUGUGUUUACCAGUUCUUAUCUCAACUUUCCUGGAUCAGGAGGGCUGUGCACCCUGGUAAUGGCCUUUCUUGCCGGAAUAGGCUGGGCAGGAAACAAGGGUGCAGUAGAAGAUAUUGUUGGUACCUUGUGGAAUAUCUUCCAACCCAUGCUAUUUGGCUUAAUUGGGGCAGAAGUCACAGUUGCUUCUCUUUCACCUAUCACUGUAGGGCUUGGCAUUGCCACAUUGAUGAUUGCUUUGACUGUAAGGAUAUUUUUCACUUUUCUGAUGGUGCAUUUUGCUGGAUUCAACAUGAAAGAAAAACUAUUCAUCUCUUUAGCGUGGAUGCCCAAAGCCACUGUUCAGUUGGUGAAGAAGAUAGAGGAGAUACAAAUGAACAGGAGCAAGAGAAAAUACAGGUACUGCAGAGCAGAUUUUAACUAUCAGUUUAUGAUCGACUCCAAGAAUAAAUCAGACGAGAAAUUCUGUGUACAGAUGAACGAGAUAACGGAAAGUCUUGUACAAAUACAUCGCAAUUACCUGGUCUGCAGUGAACACAACACUCGAACAACACUUAAAAAAACACAUGUAAUGUAUAAAUGAUGCGAACCAGAAAAACUGUAAAACAACUGUAGAAUAUAUUCUUGCCAGUUCACCAGAAGGAAAGCACUUUACGUGGGAGCUGCCAAAUCGUUAAGAAGCUGACACUGGCAACAAGGUUCUUCUGAUAUUUGCUUGUAAAAGCUCUGUGGAUAUGAAAUGCAUAACUGCAAAAAAAAAAGAGUACUGUAGAAAGUUUGUUGUAGAGGAAGUGUGGAAAUUUAAGUUUACACUGAAGCAGAAAACUCAGGUGACUUAGCAAUUAAGAUUGACAUUGUGUACUAAAAGAGUAUUUUGUCGCAAUUUUGUAAAUCAUAUUUUUACUAGAAGAGUGUGUUAAUAUAUUGCAGCAUUUCAUAAAAGCACCUCCAUACUUUUUUUGCAGUUUUUAUUUAUUUAUCUUUUCCAUAAUGGGCUUUCAAAUGUCUGUGCCCAAAGUUUCUUUUAUACCAGACUGUUUCCACAAUACAAUACAAUACUAUAUAUAUAUAUAUAUAUAUAUAUAUAUAUAUAUAUAUAUAUAUCUUAAUAUAUUAGAUUCUUUUUUGCGUUUUUAUCCUGGUUCCUCAGUUAUACCACACAAGCCCCUUGGUUGCACAGUCAUGACAUUAACAGUCCUCUCAACCCAGCCCCAAUGUUUGAUUAACAAGCAUGGGGGGGGGGUUCUGGCUUAGAGGAUCAUUGGUUCCUUUGUCCUUGGGGAAGGGAAACCACUAUGGCUUACUGCUUGGAUGAUGCCUAGCAAUAGCAGUGGAUGAUGCAGCCACAAGUACAAGCCUACCCUGCGCACACACACUACCUGUGGUGAACAUGGUCGUGAAACUGGCAACAUAAUAUGGCACUCACGGGAGCCACAGCAGGGAUUGCUGCAUGACAGAGGCUAGGCCACUUCACACUGCCUGAAGAUGGCCCACUCCCUAACACCCAACUCAUGCCAGAAAGGGAACAAAUGGGCUGGUUAUGCUCCCCAGGUUAUGAAUGGGCCAAUUGAUUGAAGAUAGUGGAGCCUUCGGGCAGGUCCUGUGAAGACAAGGGAUUGAGGGAGUGGAGGUAGAUAAAUUUGACUCCUUGAAAAAAAAGUUAAACCAGUAUUGUUUAAAGGAAGCAGAAAAAAAAAUGUCAGGUUUUAGUGCUUUGUUAUUAAAUCCUGUGAAACUAGGAUAUUAGUAUUCUUACUAAGCUUGACUAUAUGAGAUUCAAUAUUCAAAAUUGUGGCCAGUAAGACGACUUACCAGAUGUGCGUUUCUCUUUAGAGAAAACAGUGAAAAUUAAUGAUUGCAAAUUGCUUUUAUGCCUCUUUUCUACCUGCUGUGGUAGAGGGCUACAAAUGGGGGUGUGGGAGGGCCAGCAAUAAGUUUUCAUUAGGACUGGAAAGUAGCCCAAGAUGACUUUGUCACUUUGACUCUAAAUGGAGAUGGAGUGAAACUGACAAAUACUGUCAUUUCUUUAUGGUCUUCAAUUUCAUUACUACCUGUUAAGCAUCACAUUCUGAACAUUUAACAUGUUUUGUUCCGCUAAGGUAGCAAUGUAAGAGUGUGUGUGUGUGUUUAUUAAAGUACAUGAUAUAUUUUUUCAACCAUGUAUUCUGACUAUUUACAUAUUAGGGUUAUAUGGCAAGUGAUUGAUAAAACUUUCAUUGAGGACAAUUUCAUCAGUUGCAAAUUUACAGAAAACAAACUAAUCUAACUAUUCAAAUCCACUAGACUAAAAUCUUAGUUUGGGGGGCUGUGACCUCCACAUCCCCCUCUCUACAUAUAUACAUACGAGUGCCUUGUAUUUGGUCGACCAUUGCUUUGUUCAGUAACUGGAAGUGCAGGGUUGCUUGGUCAAGCAUAUAGUUUGUUGAACAGAUGUUUUGUCAGAUAUCUGUUGCAUCAAAAUAGGUAAGAGCGAUGUACACUAGGUGAAUGUGUGAGCGUAACUAUUAGGUAAGGGGGUAGAGUAAGUAUAUGGGUGAUUGGCAAUUGUGAACAUUUAGGGUUAGGUUAGGGGUUAGAUUUUGUAUGUGUGUGUGUAUAUAUAUAUAUAUAUAUAUAUAUAUAUAUAUAUAUAUAUAUGUGUGUGUGUGUGUGUGUGUGUGUGUGUGUGUAUACGCAUACACUCACAGGUGAGUGUCCAAGCUGUUUUGUGUAAUGGCAGUGUUAUGGGAAGAGCUUUUUUUUUUUUUUUUUUUGAGUUAAGAUACACAUUAGGAUUAGGAGAUAUUACUAAGGUGGAGCAGGGGCCACUGAUCCCUCAGAUAUGACUUGAAUGUGGUCAGGCUUCAGUAGUGCAUAGGAAAAGGCAAUCUGUUUCCUUUUUCAAUGUACUGAGUGUCUAUUUCUUUUAUUUUCGAUAUAAAAAGAAGUUAUGUACUCACCAUAACGUUCCGUCUGUGUUGUCCAUUUUCAUUCUUCCUCAAGAGUUGGAUUUCGGAUUUGACUCGAAUGUUAUUUUAGCUUGUGGCCAGCAAAAAAACUCUCAAGCUCCUCCCUUACCCAUAAUUCAACAACCCCUAACAUACUUCAGAUCUUGUUUGUUGGUUGACAUAAAGUAGGAAGUGCUAAUGUAAUAUUCCUGACAGAAGAAGCCAUAUCUCGAGCUCAACAUUAAACAGUGGUGUCCUUACAAACUCUUGCUCUUCCAGACAUCAGUUGUGAAAAGGGUUACAGGUUGGUGGGUGGGAAGUUGAAGAACAAUGAAAAUGGACAACAUACAUGCAGUUUUCCAGCUGUGGUACUAUAUACAUCUGAUGCAAGCAAGUCUUAAUCCUCUCCAUAAGGUGAGCAGGUCAGUGUUAGCUCUCUGUUCCCACUUCCCCUUUGCCUUCCCCUCAAGUAGCUGAGCCAGUUGUCAAACAUGUGUCAUUGGGGCAAAUACAAAGUUUUAUCCUCAGAAAUCAUGCAUUUGAUAGUGUCAUUCAUUCUAAACAGAUUUUUAUACUGAACAUCUUUAGUGCUCACAUUGCUCCGGUAGCCUUUCUUAUUUAAAGGUUAUGCACAUUUGUUCAAAAAUACAAAAAAGCUGCCUUUUUUGCUGGUUUACAAAGAAAUGUUAACAAAUGAAAUACCUAAAUACUUGAUAUGCUGAAUAUGUUUUAUGUUAUGAGCAACUUAGUGUAAUAUGGCCAGUACUGAUGCUGAAACAGAAGGAAGUUUCAUGAGAUGUGACAUUUAUCUGUGUAGUACUUAUUUAAUGUAUGUAGUAAUAAAUUUAUUACUGUAAUAUCUCAAA
Molecule: messenger RNA, 5213 nt
Organism: Protopterus annectens (West African lungfish)
Lineage: Eukaryota; Metazoa; Chordata; Ceratodontiformes; Protopteridae
Gene: SLC9B2
Product: solute carrier family 9 member B2
Exons: 12
Coding region: 291-2003 (570 amino acids)
Biological process (GO): proton transmembrane transport
Cellular component (GO): membrane
Molecular function (GO): antiporter activity
Source: RefSeq, a predicted model, not a curated record